This is a messenger RNA of Ziziphus jujuba (common jujube), 4002 nucleotides long. RefSeq names its product DExH-box ATP-dependent RNA helicase DExH15 chloroplastic. Lineage: Eukaryota; Viridiplantae; Streptophyta; Magnoliopsida; Rosales; Rhamnaceae. Gene Ontology annotation, cellular component: Ski complex. Gene Ontology annotation, biological process: nuclear-transcribed mRNA catabolic process, 3'-5' exonucleolytic nonsense-mediated decay. The record is from RefSeq and is a predicted model, not a curated record. The transcript is spliced from 8 exons. The coding region runs from base 65 to 3595 and encodes 1176 amino acids. Gene Ontology annotation, molecular function: RNA helicase activity; ATP binding; nucleic acid binding.
UUGGACAAUAUCCAAAAUCGCUGCAAAAAGGGCAAAAAAAAAGAAAAAAAUAUCUUCUCCCGCCAUGAACAACACCUUCUCUACAGCCUCACACUCUUCCACCACUACGCGCUUCUCAUUCCCCUCUUCUUUAUUCAAACGGUUUCCUUAUCCCCACCAGUUCCCUUUCACUCAAACCCUAGCUUUCUCUUUCCCCAAAUCGCUUCGCACAUCCUCCCCAAAUCGAUUUCGAAUCUCCUUCAAGCAACCCCCGGCUUCAGACUUCUCUGCAGAACCUCAACUUUCCGAUGCCGAAGAAGACUACGACUACGACGACGACGAUGACGAUGUCGCCGCUGAUGAAUACGACGACAUUUCAGGUGAAUUAUCGGAGGAACCCGACCAAAGCGACCAGGAAAUUGAAAUUCCGAUGGUGGAAGAUGAGGAUGAAUCAUCAACUCCAACCGAGGAAUCCAAGUGGCAGAGAGUUGAGAAACUUAGAAAUGAAGUUAAAGAGUUUGGCGAUGAAGUUAUCGAUGUCAAUGAGCUCGCGUCUAUAUACGAUUUCCGGAUAGAUAAAUUUCAGCGAUUGGCCAUACAAGCAUUCCUGAGAGGUUCAUCGAUGGUGGUUUCGGCACCAACGAGCAGUGGCAAGACUUUGAUAGCAGAAGCUGCGGCUGUUGCUACAGUAGCAAGGGGAAGAAGAUUGUUCUAUACAACUCCUCUCAAGGCAUUAUCCAACCAGAAGUUUCGCGAAUUUCGCCAGACAUUCGGUGACAGUUAUGUUGGUCUGCUUACUGGAGAUUCUGCUGUUAACAAAGAUGCUCAGGUUUUGAUCAUGACAACGGAGAUUUUGCGCAACAUGUUAUACCAGAGUGUGGGAACAUCUGGUGAUGGACUUUUUCAUGUUGAUGUGAUUGUUUUGGAUGAAGUUCAUUAUUUAAGUGAUAUAUCUCGCGGUACAGUGUGGGAAGAGAUAGUUAUUUAUUGCCCAAAAAAAGUUCAACUCAUAUGUCUGUCAGCAACAGUUGCAAAUCCAGAUGAGCUGGCUGGUUGGAUCGGUCAGAUUCAUGGUAAAACUGAGUUGGUAACGUCAUCGAAGCGACCGGUACCAUUGACUUGGCAUUUUUCUACAAAGACUUCUUUGUUACCUCUUCUUGAUAAGUCUGGAUCACACAUGAAUAGGAAGUUGUCACUCAAUUAUCUACAACUUAAUGCUUCAGGAAUAAAAUCUUACAAAGAUGACGGUAGAAGGAGAAAUUCAAGAAAACGUGUGAAUGGGAUGAGUUUUGAUGGUGUUGGUGACAUGUCUGGACAAUCACUUUCAAAGAAUGAUAUCAACAUGAUACGCCGUUCACAAGUUCCUCAAAUUACUGAUACAUUAUGGCACCUUAAGGCAAGGGAUAUGCUGCCAGCAAUUUGGUUUAUUUUUAGCAGGAAAGGAUGUGAUGCGGCUGUUCAGUACCUUGAAGAUUGCAAGCUCUUAGAUGAGUGUGAGAUGGGUGAGGUUGAACUAGCCUUGAAGAGAUUCCGCAUUCAGUAUCCUGAUGCUGUCAGGGAGACUGCUGUGAAAGGUCUACGACAAGGGGUUGCUGCACAUCAUGCUGGCUGUUUACCUUUGUGGAAAUCAUUUAUAGAAGAGCUGUUUCAGCGAGGACUUGUUAAGGUUGUCUUUGCUACAGAAACACUUGCUGCUGGAAUUAAUAUGCCUGCUAGGACAUCUGUUAUUGCAUCUCUCACCAAAAGGAGUGAUAGUGGACGCGUUCAGUUAAGCGCAAACGAACUGCUUCAGAUGGCUGGUCGUGCUGGACGUAGAGGCACUGAUGAAAGGGGUCAUGUAGUGCUUGUUCAAACUCCUUAUGAAGGUGCUGAAGAAUGCUGUAAGGUUCUAUUUGCUGGACUUGAACCUCUUGUUUCGCAGUUUAAGGCUUCAUAUGGAAUGGUGCUGAAUCUUCUCGCUGGAGCGAAAGUUACUCGCAGUUCAAAUGAAUCAGAAGACAUGAAGGCCAACCAGACAGGGAGAACUUUGGAAGAGGCUAGAAAAUUAGUUGAGCAAAGUUUUGGAAACUAUGUUAGCAGCAGUGUUAUGGCUGCUGCAAAAGAGGAGCUAACUAAAAUCAAGAAAGAGAUUGAGAUGCUGACUUCCGAAGUUAGUGAUGAUGCCAUAGAUAAAAAGAGCAGGAAGCUUUUGUCAGAGGCAGCAUACAAGGAGAUUGCAGAUCUGCAGGAAGAAUUAAGGGCACAGAAACGCCUGCGGACUGAACUGAGAAAAAGGUUGGAAUCCCAGAAAAUAUCUUCACUGAAACCUUUACUAGAGGAGUCUGAAAAUGGACGGUUACCCUUUUUGUGUUUGCAAUAUAAAGAUUCUGACGGAGUUCAACACUCUGUCCCUGCUGUUUAUUUGGGGAAGGUUGACUCACUAAGUGGUUCAAAACUUGAAAAAAUGGUAUCUAGUGAUGACUCUUUCGCCUUAGAUGUACCAAGAGAAGAGACAAGUUCUAGUGACUCUCAAAUGAACUUAGACUUUGAGCCAUCGUAUUAUGUGGCUCUGGGCUCAGAUAAUUCUUGGUAUCUGUUUACAGAAAAGUGGGUUAAAACUGUUUAUAAGACUGGCUUUCCCAAUGUUGCUUUAGCUCUGGGGGAUGUUUUGCCUCGGGAGAUUAUGAGGAUGCUUCUUGAUAAGUCGGAAAUGAAGUGGGACAAGCUUGCUGAUUCUGAAAUUGGUGCAUUAUGGUGCAUGGAAGGAUCUCUUGAAACAUGGUCUUGGAGUUUGAAUGUGCCAGUUGUGAAUAGCCUUUCCGAAAAUGAUGAGCUUUUACAUACAUCAGAAGCAUACCAUGGUGCCGUAGAAAGUUACAAAGACCAAAGAAAUAAAGUCUCACGUUUGAAGAAGAAGAUAUCACGAACUGAGGGCUUUAGAGAAUAUAAAAAGAUCAUUGACAUGGCCAAGUUUACCGUGGAAAAAAUUAAACGCUUGAAAGCUAGAUCGAGGCGAUUGAUUAAUAGAAUAGAGCAAAUUGAACCAUCUGGUUGGAAGGAGUUCUUGCAGAUCAGCAAUGUCAUACACGAGACUAGGGCAUUGGAUAUUAAUACCCAUGUCAUAUUUCCACUAGGUGAAACUGCAGCUGCAAUCCGUGGAGAAAAUGAACUCUGGCUUGCAAUGGUUCUCCGAAACAAAGUCUUAUUAGAUUUGAAGCCUGCACAACUUGCUGCUGUCUUGGCAAGUUUGGUCUCUGAAGGGAUUAAAGUUCGUCCGUGGAAAAAUAACAGCUAUAUGUAUGAACCUUCUACGACAGUAAUCAAUGUGAUCAACUUCUUGGAUGGACAAAGAAGCUUUCUACUAGAAUUCCAAGAAAAACAUGGAGUAAACAUCUCUUGCUAUUUGGAUAGCCAAUUUUCAGGAAUGGUCGAAGCUUGGGCUUCUGGUCUCACUUGGAGGGAAAUGAUGAUGGAUUGUGCAAUGGACGAAGGUGAUCUAGCUCGUCUUCUACGACGAACAAUCGAUAUAUUGGCUCAGGUUCCUAAAUUGCCUGAUAUUGACCCUAUUCUACAAAGAAAUGCCAAGGCUGCUUCUGAUGUCAUGGAUCGUCCACCAAUAAGCGAACUGGCUGGAUGAAUAAUUGAUUGCCACAAAAAAUGAAACUGUAAAUUCUCUAUUGUUUACAGGACGAUACCUGUUAAACGGAAAAACCAAAAAAAAAAAAAAGGAAGAAACUGACCACUUUCCUUGUUUCCAUGAAUGGGAGGUUACAAGCAGUUGAUUUCCAAGAGUUAAUUAACUGGUUUAUAGUAGGUGAGUAGAAAACAACGUUUAGUUGGAAAAAGAGAAGAAAUCACAGAGAGAGAGAGAGAGAAAGAGAGAGAGAGAGAGAGAGAGAGAUGUGAAGAAAGGUAUUCUAUAAAGAUUUCUUUUUAUCUCUUUCUUCUUCUCCCCUACUUCACCAAUAUCUUCAAUUAGAAAGAUGCUAUAAAGGCCUUUUGGCCUGAGAAUAUCUAUAUAAGUCUGAUAACUGAUUAAACUUC